GUGAGAAUAUCCGUCGCUACAUUUUAAAUAUCCCGCGCGCCAAUACUGCUACCAACGUAAGGGACUAAAAUGUAACCAAGUUAUGGCGUUGACAAUCUAUGGAAGUGACGCUAGAUUUUUGUAAGGUUUACUGUGUGUGUGUAAUAACAUCUAGAGAUAAUAAACGAGUUAAGUUACCAAAGAAAAGUCAUAAUUAUUAUCCCUAUAAAUUACGACAGGUUAUGGGCACAGGGCACACUUAACUGCGCUUCAAAAAUUGUGUUUUUCUUUGGUUAUUGGUGCACCACUUUAGAUUAGAAUAAAGAUGUCGAACAAUUCGAUGUCUAAUAAUGAUGAUGACUAUUUUGGACUAAAUAAUUACUCAAAAGUUCCAAAACUAGUUGAAUAUGAUGACAAAAGUGAGGACGAAUAUGAAAAUUUUAAGACUGAAGUAGAAGCUUGGAGUUCUAAAGCAAAAUCUCAAGAGAUGGCUGACAAUCAGAAUAAAAUCAGAGUACUUGAGGAUAUACACAUUCCACAAAUUAACAGUAAUAAUUUGGUAUUGCAAGAAAAAUUAAUUAAACGAUUUGAGAUUGUAGCUGAUAAAUUGUCAGAAGCUCUAAAUUCAAUUUUAGAGGUUAUGAAAGGAGCAAACACGAUGUUGACAAAAAUCAGCGAAAUCUCAAAAUCAACAUUAGAGACUGAGAAACUAAGACUUAAAAACAUGGAAGCUCAAAAGACCCUUUCAGUUAGAGUAAAUAAUAUUGAUGAUGACCAAAUUAAAGCAGUUAUAGAUGAAAUCGAGGCAUCAAAAAAUGGGGAUAAAGAGAAUAAUAGUAAUAAUAAUCCCAAUUCAGAAAAUCAAGAUUUUUUAGACAAAAGCAUGCAGGUAAUUAAAACCACCAUAGAGAGUGGAAUUAAUAAUACAAAAAUUAAUAUUAAGAGAGAUUACAGACUUUCUCAAAAAUCAAACUUUGAAUUGUGGUUGGAUUAUUUGAAGUCAGAACUGCAAAGUAAUGACUUACUAGAUGUGAUUGAUGCAAAUCUAGAAGCUUCUAAAGAUUAUUCAGAACAAACCAUUCUCAAGCGAAAAGGUUUGGUUCGUGACAUAAUAAUUAAUCAUUUAGACGAAAAUUAUCAUAAGAGAAUACUCAAUGAAAAAGAACCGAAAGAAAUUUUAAAAAGAUUAAGAGUUUUCAAGAAGGGCGAAACAAACGUAACGCACACUUCAGUAAGAGCUAGAUUGUACCAAAUUAAAAUGGGCAAAGAAGAAAGAGUGAUUGAUUUCUGUGAAAGAUUUGAUUCAAUUGUCAGGGAAUACGAAUCAAGUGAAGAUGCAGUACCCUUAACAGAACAAGAGAAAAGAUCUUCUUUUUAUCAAGCUGUUUCUGGGGUUAUGCCCGAGUUACGUAAUGUUGACUUGAUAAGACGACAAACCUCUUUGAAGGAAAUGAAUUUAGAUGAAAUUAAAUCUUUUAUUACUCAGUUGGAAGCGGAGAAAAGAUCUGAAAUGAAAGAAGAACCAAAAGUGCAAAAGGUAUCAAGUAACAAACAAGAGACCAAAUGUCAUCGCUGCAAUGAAUUUAAUCAUUGGGCAAUUGAUUGUCCAUUGCAAGGGAGUGGAAAAUGGUUUUGUUAUUACUGCCAGUGCAUCCGCACACAUAAAGGUUCAGAAUGCCAUCUUGCCAAAGCAGUAAAGAGAGGAAAUUUUAGAGGAAAAUAUAAUAAGUCAAACAAAAUAUUCAAGAAUAAGUAUGAAUCCGUUGAGAAAAACUAUCCAAAAACUGACGAUAGUGGUAAAAUUUCCAAACAAAACUUUAGAGGCAAAUGCAGAGGUAGAGGGGGAGUUCACCGAAUCUCAAAUAAAAACCAACCAACAAAACUCAACAAAGAGGGUACCUAUGAUAAACCAAAUUGGACAAUUUGUUUUAUUACCAGGAAAAAUAAUAUCGAAGAAACUGAAACCUUAGAAUACAAUGAGUAUACCUGUAAAGCACGCAUUAUAUCAAAUUCUGAGUUCCCAGUACAAUCGCAGAUAAGCAAUUCAAAUAAGAUGCUACAAGAAGGAGAACCUUUAGAGUUAGAGGAAAUAGAUAAAUUUGAGAUUGUUGGUUCUGCGAUUGGGAGGGAGAAUAAAUUAGAGUUUAGUCACUCAGACUUUGAGGUUAGUAUAUUGUCAAGGAAACCAAUACAAAUCGAUAACUUAGAGUCAAUAGAAACAUUAGAUGGGUUAUAUUGCACCGAUUCUUUCGAAAAGAAACCUAAAAACUUUGAGAAGAUUAAUGAGGCAAUGCUGUGGCACGUACGGCUUGGCCAUGCAUCUUUAAAUUAUCUUAAGAAAUUACAAAAAUUAGAGAAAAAGCUAGAGAAAGUAAAUUUCAAUGAGUCAAUCUUAGAGUGUGAAAUCUGUAUCAUGGCUAAAAUGGACAAACUACCUUUUACAACUAAAAGGAAAAGAGCAGAGAGACAACUUCAACUAAUCCAUACAGAUACUAUGGGUCCAAUAAAACCCAUAUCGUAUCCGGGACUAAAGAAGUUUGUGGUUGUCUUUAUAGAUGAUUACUCAAGAUUAGCUAGAGCAUAUACAAUCAAAACUAAAGAUGAGUCCGGUCAGUCAUUAGAGAGAUAUUUAAUUUCAGCCAGAAAUUUACUUGGCAAAAACGAGAAAGUAUGCUACAUACGGAGCGACCAAGGUACAGAGUUUAUGGGAGGCAAGUUUAUGGAGGUUAUGGAAAAAGAAAAAAUAGAGAAUGAUCCAUCACCACCUUAUACACCAGAACAUAACGGAGUCGCUGAAAGAUUUAAUCAGACAAUUCAGGAGAAGGUAAGAGCAUACAUGUUUGAUUCAGGUUUACCCAAAACAAUGUGGGAAUUAGCUGUUGAAGCUGCCGUGCAUGCAUACAACAGAACUCCUCACAAAUCAAUAGAUUAUCAGGUUCCUUUACAAAUGUUUUCAUCAAAUGUAAAUUGUCAUUUCGAACAAAUUAAGAGGUUUGGAUGUAUUGGUUACAUCAAAGUACCAAAACCAAAAACAAAAUUUGAUGCAAGAGCAAUCAAAGCAGUACUUGUAGGCUAUACAAACACCGGUUACAUUCUAUGGCAUCCGAACUCCCGAAAGUUCUUAGAAUCUAGACAUGUUAGAUUUAAUGAAAAGCUCGUUUACAAAAACGUUUUUAAAUCUAACGAAAAAGAACAAUUAGAGGAUUUAGAAGAGUUAGAAGUUGAAACAAAAAUCGAUGGUUUAGACUAUAUGAAAGAGUUUCAUGAAGGGAAACCAUUGGAAAUUCUAAAAUCAAAAGAAAAAGGAAGACCACGUAAAAAAUUAUUAGAUGAAAGCAAACAAAAACAAAAAGUGGUUAAAGAGCAAAGAUAUGAAGGACCAGUAACGAGAGGUAGAAAUAAGAGGAAAUCCACUUCAGAUGAAGAGCAGGUCAGUAUUGGAUUUGCAAGGCCUAUCCAGGAUAUAAGUUUUGCUCAUUUAGUGACUUGUUCGACAUCUGAAUAUAAGUUGGUAAAAGAUGACUUAGAUUACUGUCUUCUCGCUUCAUUAAAUAAAGAUCCAAUAACAUAUCAGGAAGCGAUAAGCUGUAAAGAUAAACUAAACUGGAAAAAGGCAAUACUAGAGGAAAUAGAGUCCUUAAAUACAAAUAAAGUUUGGAGAUUCGUUGACAGACCAAAGGUAAUGUUAGAUAGAAGAAAGGCAAAUGUUAUAGAUUCCAAAUGGAUAUUUAAGAGAAAAUUAGAAGCUGAUGGCACUACGAGAUUUAAAGCGAGAUUGGUAAUUAGAGGUUUCAAAGACAAAAGGAUAUAUGAUCUUAAAGAAACAUAUGCACCAGUUUCACGAUUGUCCGUAGUUCGAUCAGUACUCGCAACGAUUAACAAAUACAGUUUGUUUGCACGUCAAUUAGAUGUUAAAACAGCUUUUUUAAACGGUGUAUUAGAUGAAGAAGUCUACAUGGAAAUCCCUGAUGGAAUUAUUAAAUUAGACGAUCGAUCAAAACAAACAAAAGUUUGUAAACUAGAGAAGGCUCUUUAUGGUCUUAAAAUCAGUCCAAAGAAAUGGAAUAAAAAAUUUACAGAGGAAGUGAGCAAAUUUGGUUUGGAGAAUGAUCUGCAUGAACCUUGUCUCUUUACUUGGAGAAAAGAGGGAAAAUUUGUAGUACUUAUUCUAUAUGUAGAUGAUAUGUUAGUUGCUAGCAACAACAAAACAAAAUUAGGAGAAAUAAUAAACCAAUUGGGAAAAGUGUUCGAUAUGAAAGACCUUGGAGAACCCAAUAGUUUUCUAGGAAUGACAAUUGAAAGAAAUAAAGAUGAAAACUACAUGAAACUACACCAAGAAAAUUAUAUUGAAUCUGUUCUAGAGAAAUUCAAUAUGAAUGAGAGUAAACCUCAAAGUACACCAAUGGUUACAACACAAGUAACAAAACAAAACAAAAGAAGAAAAAUUGAAGAACAAAAUUUAAGAGACAAUGCACAAAAUGAAGAGUCAACUAUUUGUAAAGCUCCUUAUAGAGAAGCUAUAGGCAGCCUAAUGUAUUUAGCUAAUGCAACAAGGCCUGAUAUAGCGUUUGCUGUAAACUAUCUAGCCCGAAAACAAUUAGAACCAACCGAAGAUGAUUGGACAAGUGUUAAAAGGAUCUUUAGGUACUUAAGAGGAACAUCCAACUUUGGUUUGAUAUAUAGAGGGAAAAAGGAUAAUUUAGAAGCAAUGACAGAUGCAAGCUUUAGAGAUUGUGAAGAUUCAACAUCCACCAGUGGAUAUGUGAUAGGUUUAUAUGGUGAUGUGAUUGGUUGGAGAAGCCACAAACAAUCAUAUGUAACUUUAUCAACAUGCCAAGCCGAAUAUCUGGCAAUGAGUGAAGCUUGUCAAGAGUUGAUCUCAUUAGAUAAAGGCAUUAGAUUUAUUAUAGGAAAAACGCUAUUUCCAAUAACAAUCUGGUGUGAUAACAGAUCUGCUAGAGACUGCACAAAGAAAGACGGAAGUCAUAAGUUGAAAAUGUUCGACGAUGACUUGGAAAAGAUUAAUAAAGAUUUAUUAGAGAGAGAGAAAACAGGUAAUAGAAGACACAUGGCUGAUACGCAUGGUGAUUUUGUGAAAUCAUGUGUUGAUCAAAAAUUAGUUAGAGUUUUAUGGAUAAACACUAGAGAAAAUCUUGCAGAUAUUAUGACAAAACCGUUGCCAUUAGAUGCUCAUAAAUAUCUUAGAGAUAAAAUAUUAAAUCAAUCGUAGAGUUAAGAGUUCAUUUACUUAAGAGUUAACACUUUAUUUUGUUUAAACAGAUAAUACUUCAGACAAAGGCAGCAAGGAUUAGUUCUGGAUAAAAUGAAGAGCUACAGUUUAAAAUCAUAAGUUUAAUAAUAAGUUUCAUGUAUGUUUAUUAAUGUUUUAGUUUAGAAUAUUUAGUUAUUAGAGAUGAUAAAAUGCUAGCGAAGGGAGGGAGUGUGAGAAUAUCCGUCGCUACAUUUUAAAUAUCCCGCGCGCCAAUACUGCUACCAACGUAAGGGACUAAAAUGUAACCAAGUUAUGGCGUUGACAAUCUAUGGAAGUGACGCUAGAUUUUUGUAAGGUUUACUGUGUGUGUGUAAUAACAUCUAGAGAUAAUAAACGAGUUAAGUUACCAAAGAAAAGUCAUAAUUAUUAUCCCUAUAAAUUACGACAAUU
This is a messenger RNA of Brassicogethes aeneus, 5641 nucleotides long. Lineage: Eukaryota; Metazoa; Arthropoda; Insecta; Coleoptera; Nitidulidae. The record is from the annotation of a GenBank genome assembly.